Sphenostylis stenocarpa is the source of this 465-nucleotide messenger RNA. The record is from the annotation of a GenBank genome assembly. NCBI's taxonomy places the organism in Eukaryota, Viridiplantae, Streptophyta, Magnoliopsida, Fabales, Fabaceae.
AUGAUUAAGUUGAGGUCAAUGAGGUUCACCCGAAGCAGCUCCAAGCUUGGAAAUGGGAACAAAGCAACACCACCCUCAGAAAAGGACUGCAGAGGCCUUGGAGAAAUCCAAUGGGAACUUAGGCCUGGUGGCAUGCUUGUUCAGAAAAGGGAGAGUAACAAAAGUUCAGAGGGCUUGAUCACAAUUACAGUGUCAACAGUGUCACAGUCACAUGAAAUUUCUGUUCAGGCCACAUCAACUUUUGGAGAAUUGAAAAUGAUUCUGUCAAUGGUCACAAGUUUUGAGCCCCGAGAGCAAAGGCUUCUCUUCAAGGGUAAAGAGAGAGAUGACGAUGAAUAUCUACAUAUGGUUGGGGUUAGAGACAAGGACAAGGUUCUGCUAUUGGAAGAUCCAGCCAUAAAGGAGAAGAAAAUGCUUGGAAGAGACCAAUCCAUAAACAAUCCUAGUCGUACCAUCACUGUAUGA